Messenger RNA from Varanus komodoensis (Komodo dragon), 2508 nucleotides. It is a transcript of the gene CERCAM, whose product is annotated as cerebral endothelial cell adhesion molecule. The coding region runs from base 1 to 1824 and encodes 607 amino acids. The transcript is spliced from 13 exons. The record is from RefSeq and is a predicted model, not a curated record. NCBI's taxonomy places the organism in Eukaryota, Metazoa, Chordata, Lepidosauria, Squamata, Varanidae.
AUGCGUCGGGCGGCUGCUUGGCUCCGGGCGCGCGCCCCCCUCUUCCUCCUCUUCCUCCUGGGCGCAGACUUGGGGUCGCCGUCCCCGCCCGAGGGCCCUGGGGGGCCCCCGGGCGGGCGGCGGGACGAGCCGCCCAGCGUGGUGGUCGCCAUCCUGGCGCGCAACGCCCAGCACUCGCUGCCCCAUUACUUGGGGGCCCUGGAGCGCAUGGACUACCCCAAAGAGCGCAUCUCCAUCUGGUGCGCCACGGACCACAACAUCGACAACACGACGGAGAUGCUGCAUGAGUGGCUGACUGCGGUGGAAAGCCAGUAUCGGGACGUGGUGUUCAGAUCCGUCGAGGAGCCCAGUUCUUAUCCCGAUGAACUUGGGCCCAAGCACUGGACCAGCGAACGCUUCGAACACCUCAUGAGGCUUAAGCAAGAUGCCCUCGACUUUGCUCGCUCUGAAGAGGCCGACUACAUUCUGUUCGCCGACACGGACUGCAUCCUGACGGACAACCAGACGCUGAGGUUCCUGAUCGCGCAGAACCAGUCGGUGGUCGCGCCCAUGCUGGAGUCCCAGACGUAUUACUCGAACUUCUGGUGCGGGAUCACUCCCCAGGGUUAUUAUCGCCGGACGGCCGACUAUUUCCCCACCAAGAACCGGCAACGCCUCGGAUGCUUUGCGGUUCCCAUGGUGUAUGCCACUUUCUUGAUUGACCUGAAGAGAGGCGACACUGCCGGCCUGGCCUUUCACCCUCCCCACCCCCAGUACACCUGGCCGUUCGAUGACAUCAUCGUCUUUGCCUACUCCUGUCAAGCCACAGGAGCCCAGAUGUAUUUGUGCAACACGCGGCAGUUUGGGUUUAUCAAUGUGCCCAUGAAAUCGCACGAGAGCCUGGAGGACGAGCGCAUCAACUUCGUACACCUCAUCCUGGAGGCGAUGGUGGAUGGACCUCCAAUGCUCCCCUCCAGACAUGUCUACCUGCCACCGAAGCAACCUACCAAAAUUGGGUUUGAUGAGGUUUUCCUCAUCAACUUGGUGCGGCGCCCAGACCGCAAGGAGCGCAUGCUUGCUGCGCUCCUGGAACUGGAGAUAGACUCCGUGGUGGUUCCCGCCGUGGACGGAAGCGCCCUGAACAGCAGCGACAUCAAGAAACUGGGCGUGGACCUCCUCCCGGGCUAUUACGACCCUUUUGCCGGAAGGACCCUCACCAAGGGGGAGGUUGGCUGCUUUCUGAGCCACCAUCGAGUGUGGCAAGAGAUAGUCGCACGGGGACUGGAGAGGUCGAUCGUGUUGGAGGAUGACGUGCGCUUCGAGGCUUAUUUCAAGAAGCGGCUGCUGAGGUUGAUGGCCGAAGUGGAGCAGGUGCAGCUGGACUGGGAUCUGAUCUACCUGGGCAGGAAACAAGUGAACUCGGAGGACGAGGCGCCGGUGGAGGAUGUGCGAAACCUGGUGGUACCCGAAUAUUCCUACUGGACUCUGGCUUACGUCAUCUCACAGCAGGGGGCCCAGAAGCUGCUUGAUGCCCAGCCGAUCUCCAAAAUGCUGCCAGUGGACGAGUUCCUGCCCAUCAUGUAUGACAAGCACCCCAAUGAGGAGUACAAAAAGCACUUCAGCCAGCGAGACCUGCGGGCUUUCUCUGUGCAUCCCCUCCUGGCCUACCCAACCCACUACACCGGCGACGCGCAGUGGAUGAGUGACACGGAGACCUCCACCAUCUGGAACGAUGACUCGCAGAAGACAGACUGGAGCGGCUCCCAGAAGACGCUGAAGGAUGUCCGUGUCCCGAGGGGGACGUCCGGCCAAUCCUUUCACCCCACAUCUAGGGAUGAGCUAUAACACCUGCCCAGUCCGUCACCUGGCCCCUCACGAAGAAGAUGAAAGAUCUGGGCUAAAUUUCCCCAUUCUCUGCCUUCUCUCCGGACACCCUUUUCUUGAGAUGCUUGAACAAAGAGGGGACUGUGAGCAGAAAACGCUUCGAAGGCCGGGAUGUGCUUUCCCAUCGGCUCUAGAAUCUCCCAAGGUGUUUUUCCGCCCGAACCAGAUGGAACUUUUCCCUUGCGGCCUCUUAGGAACAAAUCUCGAUUCACAAACACGACAGAAUGGCUCUGUGAAGGCCAUGACCUCGGAUCCCUUUGGAUGUUUCUUCUCCUCUUUAGCCCACCUGGGUAGCCACUUUGGACAAAUAUUUGCUGAGAGAGCAACCCAACCUUCCAGCUUCAUAUGAACUCUGGUUUGGAUAAAUUAUUCGUCCUGCUUCGGAUUAGGAGCUUUCUGCUCCCUUUGACUGCCUUGAACACUACGAACAGAUGGGAUUUUCCAUGCCAGCCAGUCACAGGACAACACAGGACUCCUUGGACUUAAAGACUGUGAUUCUGGACAAGGAUGGAGCAAAAAUUAAGCUUUCAUCUCCGGUUCUCUCGCUUCACCUGGAGUCAACGCAGUCACCUGAAUGGUGGUUUUAAGUGGGAUAAGCCAACUGUGUUGCAAAUUAAACACACACUCGUAUUUAAGUUUAUUGAA